AUGGUAGCAAGAUCUCCUCGCAACCCAAGAAAAUGACCAAACUGCAGUUUUUAAACGUCUUUUUGACUGAGCGUCUCAUGCUUGCUGCGCAGGAGAUCUACAAGUCUGUUGAGGACACGAUUUUGGAGUACCAGGAGGAGAUUGCGAUCCGGGAGCGGGAGAACGACCAUCUGAGACGCAGGCUGCGAGAAGCUGGAAUUGAAAUAUGGCCAGAUCGUCCGUCCAUGGCGCUGUUGGACGAGGAGGAUGGUGAGCAUCCACGGCGUGAGUGGAGUCCCAGCAUGGGCCAUGAAGAGCGUAUCCCUAUUCAGAUUAAGGACAAAAGAGAUCUGCGGGCCAGUCAAGGAGAUGAUCAGCUUCGUGGCCAUGGCUCUUGCAGCACACCAGAGAACAUGUUCACUCCCCCGCGUGUUGGAAAUGAAUAUCCUCAGGAUGGCCCCCACACAUCCAACCUCCCUCAGAGUCAAGGUGUGGAGAACAGAGAGAGGGACCCUGGAUCUCGAGGCCCCUCAAGACAUGUGAAGGUAGAGAGUGGAGGAGGCCACAGAGGCUCGACUUCGUCCAACAGCGGCGCCCAGCCCCUCGCACCAGUCAACCCAAACUGCUCAAAUGAGAACAACAUUGACAUUAUUGGGGUGGAGAAUGGAGGACAGAUGGUUGGUGCAAAGGGCAAUGGAACUGGAGCUAACCGAGGACAGGCCUCUCACAUGCGCAACCAAGGAGCCAAUGCUGUGGACUGCCCUCAUCAAAAAUCUCCCCUACAAGGCCACAUGUCGUCCUUUUGCUGCAAGGUUUGUGGCGAGGCGUUUAGUCACAUUGGCCACCUACAUGUGCAUGUUCAAGUGCACACGCGAGAAAAACCAUACCGCUGCGGAGUAUGUGGGAAAUGCUGCAGCUCCUCCGGCAGACUCCAGGAGCACCAGCGUAGUCACACAGGAGAAAAACCAUUCCGCUGCCAGAUUUGUGGAAAGGGCUUCACACAGAUGGCUCACCUGAAAGUACACAUGAGGAUCCAUACUGGGGAGAAGCCAUACAGUUGCCCUGUGUGUGGCAAAUGCUUUAGCCGCUCUGACAAAAUCAAAAGGCAUCUCCAGACCCAUAGCCGCGAGGGUACAUAUUUCUCAGGGCAAUGAUGCAAGUGUGUUGUUAAACAACAAGUUUGUGAAUCACAUUGAUGUGGGAAGCUUUCCUACAAAAAGCUAACAUUGCUGCCAUUAGGACGAGGCUUUUUUUCUACUUUCCAAGAACUAGGGAUUCUGCAACUCUUAGAGAAAGUUUCUUAUCUAACCUAAUACUUCUCCAUGCCAUAGUCCCUCAAUAGAAUUUGUAUUAGCCAGUUUAGUAUGUCAUUUACUUAAUUUUGUACUUGUCACUGAGUAUUAAAUCUCUAAGACACAAUUUGAGUUAGUAGCUAGCCUUUCUGAAUUAUUGAGCCUUUCCUUAGUCAUAUAAUUAGCAUGAUGAAGUCUUCCACACAUGCCUUGAAAUUGAGAAGCAUUAAGAAAUGCAACAAUGUUCAGCACGGUCACGGCUUGUCAACCAGUCGCUUCAUACCCAUAAGUUUCCACUUGAGUUUAAAAUCUCCAGACUGCAAUAAUCUGGUUUGCAAUAAUUACUUUAGGACCUAAAAUUAAGAGUCAGUGCAUGCAUGAAACUCCAUUUUCCCAAUUAACCAGAAAAUUGAUGACUAAUGAAGCCUUUGUGUCAUCUGGCUGAGUCUAACACUGCCAGUAGUUUUUAUUUUUUAGCAAUUUAAAAAAUGACACAAAAUUAAGGCAAACAAAAAGCUAUUGAAAUGCCCCCGUAAACUGUGGACUGGACCCACUUACAAGAAGAAGUCUGGCACUUAUCUCAAUUUUUGUCUUUAUUUUAACGUCCUUUUUCUUCUGAGUGCUGUUACAUUGUUGCAGAGCUAAAUACUGCCAUCUCACAUUGUCAGUGCUUCAUGUUGUCCAUUGGAAUAUGGACAAAUCUAUUGUGAGACUGCUCCACUUUUGUGAAAUAAUGUGAUAUUCUGUAAAAUACCACUAGUCUCAGUCUACCAUACAUUUAGGAUUUUUGUGGUGUCUUUUUUAUGACAUGCACUAUGGCAUCUGUUUAAGAGGAUGCAGAAAUACACUCUGUAAUAGGGCCAUACAGUGUUGGCUGAACCUUUCUGUGUUUUUUUCAGGGGUCUCAGUCAGGAAAAAUGUAUGCUCACCUGUGUUUCCACCACAAUAGUCAUUCACAUGUGAGAUAUUUUUGGAGUGGUCUCAGUUUUCAGAAGUGAUGGUUGAUUUAUCAUAGAAUCAGGUACUUCCUCUGCCCAUCUUGGACUGACCCCAGAACAGUUGGCCCUACAGUUACCUUUCUCCUCUCAGGACUAAUGCUGCAUUCAUAACAUUAGAGCAUACCAGAAAAACUAAUAUCUGACUUGAAACAGCUAUUAGAAAAGUCAGAAACUCAGGGUUUGUCAGUUUUCCCAUGGGAUUAGACCCUUGUCGCAGGAAUGUACAUGUCAGUAACAAUUAAAAGCAAAAAUAACAAUCUGCACCUGAAUGUCCUGCUGAAAGAUGAGCUAAAUAAAAUGUGGUACCUUCAGGGUGUGCCUAUGCUCAGUUGUUUGCUCUGGGAUGCACACCAAUGAAACCUCUAUGUGUGAUGAAUGCAGCAUGAGACAACUACAGCAUGUCCUCACAGCUGACCAGCAGCCCUUCACUCAGUCAUCUCUGGGACACCUUUGCUUCCCCUGCGUACACACACACACACACACUCUACUGUACAGUGGUGUAUCAUUGCGUAUUAAAUGUUAUUUUUUAAUAAAGUAGUAAUUGAG
Messenger RNA from Chelmon rostratus (copperband butterflyfish), 2815 nucleotides. RefSeq names its product zinc finger and SCAN domain-containing protein 22-like. Gene Ontology annotation, molecular function: DNA-binding transcription factor activity; RNA polymerase II cis-regulatory region sequence-specific DNA binding. Lineage: Eukaryota; Metazoa; Chordata; Actinopteri; Chaetodontiformes; Chaetodontidae. The record is from RefSeq and is a predicted model, not a curated record. Gene Ontology annotation, biological process: regulation of transcription by RNA polymerase II. The coding region runs from base 33 to 1133 and encodes 366 amino acids. The transcript is spliced from 2 exons.